UAAACCCGGCUUAAGAUAUUGUUCAAUCAAUUGAAAAUAUCUGUAGUUUUAAAGUAUAUGUAAAAAUUUGGCUUGUUAGCUAAGGUACUUUGGGGAUACGUAUUUUCUAUCAGAGAAUCGGAAGCAUAUGUUAUAGGAAAACAUAUUUCUACAUGAAUACCGGGAAAAAAACACGCUGUUUCUCUGCACCGGAUGUGAAUAAGCGUUGAACGGAUGAAGCGAAUGAGAUACUCAAUAGAUGUGUCGAUUACCAAACAUGAAUUUACCUACAGAACCGGUUGUUCACGACGACGACGUCAAGACCGAAAAACCCCAUUGAAGAAGUUCAAUUUCCAAUAGAUUCAACUAAUUGUUUUCCAUCGGUCUAGUGUGUUAGUGUGUCAUUUAUUUUAUUUUCCUCUCCGAAUGCAAAAAGCGCGAUCACGUACAGAUUCGUUUGCAAAGCUGGAAAUUGUCGAAGAUAAAAUAUUAAAGUACCAGCAAGGUAGUAUUGAAACACACACAUAAAACCUGAAUCGGUGUCCGAUGGUUUAGCACAUAUUUACCUGACUUAGUGGAGUCAGUUGAGCUUGGAUGUCUCUGAUGCUCGUACGUGGAAAAUAAACAUCGAAGAAAUGAGCGCUUGGAGUCGUCCGCCAACAGUCAACUAUCCCCGUGUUUGGCACACAUUCCAAGCACGUGAUCUGGAGGGCGAUCGUAUGGUAACUUAUCGAAUAGAAGAUCUUCCCGAGAAUCGUGUUGAGGAUGCUAUUACUCACAUGCGGAAUAUUUUUCUUCGCGACGAACCAAUGUGUGGGAGUGUCGGCCUAUACAAAGAUCCAAUUGGGUUGGAGGAAUUCGGCCAAAUGUGGCGAAACAUUGCGGCCCAAAAGUGUGCCAUUGUUUGCUUCCGAGAGGGAUCGGAUGAUAUUGCCGGGCUUAACAUGUUGACUGUGGUGUCCAAGGAUGCUAACAAGGACUACAAGUUCAAAAGUGAACCCCUCCGGCUUGUGUACGAAGCGUACGUGGGACUCGUCAAACAAGCCAACAUUUUCGAACGUUACGGCGUGGAUCACUACUUGUCGGCGUGGGGUUUAUCGGUACAUCCAAACUACCGAGGUCGAGGCAUCGCAACGGAACUUCUGCGGGCACGCAUUCCCAUCUGCAAGGCGAUGGGACUCACCCUAAGCGUGACUCUAUUUUCGAAUCCUGGCUCGCAGAUUCCAGCGGCGAAGGUGGGCUUCUUCGACGAGAUUGUCGUUACCUACAAGCAGCUGGAGGAGCAAGGUUAUUAUUUUCCUGGGUUCAGUUGUGAACUAAAUAAGCUGAUGACACUGAAGGUUGAGUAGAGAGCUGCUUUAAGAGAUUGAUACGAUGAUUAUUAUUCUCUUUUUAGAAAACAUUCAGUGUUGCGUAUAAUGAUAAUUAGAAAUACACUACGAUGUUGUUGUAAUGAACUAACUUGUUUCAGUAGUAUUAUUUAUUGUUCUGUAUUAUGAAAAAUCAGUCUUAAUUAAAAUUUGUGUAUAUGAUGGAAAUUAUAAUGGAAACUACAAACUUCUUGGCUGCACAUUUUAUGAUUUUAUUAAACUACGUUACUAGUUGACAGCCUAUAAUAUUAUUCUCAAAGGCCCUCGGUAUCUAUUGGAAAAAAUUGAGCUUUUCAGAAAUACAAGAACAAUAAAUUUUCGUCUACCACAUUUCAGCACAUCUAAUUAUGGCAAUGCCUGCAUUGUACGAGCAACUAUUUUGUGGAACCAACUUCCCGUCGGUAUUAAAAAUAUUCAGUCUUGAAGUAGGUUCUAUCUUGAGUGUCUUGGUUGGCUAAAUGGCAGAAAUUAGUUGUCUUGACAUUAUGUAUACCUUAGUAAUAAAAUGAGAUUAAUAGUAUAAGUUAGUUUCUUUUUCGCUCAAACAUGUAACUCAAUCUACAGGGUUUUCCAUUUCGGGCUUCCGAAAGUAUACAGACAACCGUUUGACAUAGCUGUCAACCAAAGCGUCAUAUCGUUGGUCAAAUGUCUGCCAUUUUACAAUAUGGAUCGUUUUAGCAUCGCACAACGUGUUAAUUUUGUUAAAUUAUACUAUAAAAAAGAUGAAAAACCGGCAAAUGUUUUUCGAGCAUUACGGACGGAUUUUAGUCGUCAUGGACGGCGUCAUGGAGCACACAAUCGCUAAUGUAGUGCGUAAAUUCGAACAAACUGGAUCCGUAGCGGAUAUUGUGAAACCUGUGCAUCAUCGUGAUGUGCGUUCGGCCGAAAAUAUUGCUGCUGUUGCUGCCAGUGUGGAGGAUGACCCGAAUGUUUCGAUUCCACGGCGUGCUCAGCAAUUGGGCUUGUCAAACACAUCAUUGUGGCGAAUUUUGCAUUUGGAAUUGCACCUACAUCCAUAUAAAGUCCAACUGGUACAAAAAUUAAAGCGUGGUGACCAUGGAAUGCGUCGGGCAUACGUCGAUUGGGUGAACGAACAACAGCAGCAAAAUGCUGAAUUUUCGCAUCAAAUUUUCUUCAUCGAUGAGGCACAUUUCGAGCUCGGUGAACACCCAAAAUUUCCGUAUAUGGGGCUCAGAAAAUCCACACGUGAUUGUUGAGAGGCCAUUGCAUCCGCCAAAAGUCACUGUUUGGUGCGCAUUAUGGUCUGGUGGAGUCAUCGGGCCGUAUUUCUUUGAAAAUGAGGACGGCGAGACGGUAACUGUGAAUGGUGAGCGCUAUGGCCGCAUGUUAACCGAUUUUUUUGCCACAAAUUGAAGAUAUGGAUACGGAUGACAUGUGGUUUCAGGAGGACGGCGCCACUUGCCACACAACACGACCGAACAUGGCCAUAUUGCGAACGAAAUUUGAGGGACGCAUAAUUUCGCGUUUUGGUGAUGCCAAUUAGCCGUCCAGAUCAUGCGAUUUGAACCCGCUAGACUUUUUUUUUGUGGGGUUAUGCGAAAGACCGUGUCUAUGCCAACUCUCCGCAAACUCUUGAACAUUUGAAAGACAACAUUCAUGAAGUUAUGACCGAGAUACCGCCCCAUAUGUGCCGAAAAGUCAUCGAAAAUUACCUGUUCCGGAUCAAGGUGUGCAAGGAAGCCCUAGGUGGACAUUUGAAUGAUGU
This is a messenger RNA of Toxorhynchites rutilus septentrionalis, 3075 nucleotides long. RefSeq lists its product as uncharacterized. The transcript is spliced from 2 exons. NCBI's taxonomy places the organism in Eukaryota, Metazoa, Arthropoda, Insecta, Diptera, Culicidae. Bases 615 to 1328 code for a protein of 237 amino acids. The record is from RefSeq and is a predicted model, not a curated record. Gene Ontology annotation, molecular function: N-acetyltransferase activity.